UUAUAACCUAGUAUAUAUAUAUAUAUAAAAGAAGGAAAACGUGCGGAGGUGGUUAGGGUUUCAUCGAAAUGGUUUUCACCGAGGAGAAGGAGUGUGUGGGCGUAUAUCAUCGAGUCGGCAAGGAGGGGAGGGUGUUGGUCUCUUCAAAUUGUAUCAGUGAGGAGGAGAGGCUACGCCUAUCUCAAAUCGACAAGACGGAGAAGGAUAAGGAGAAGGAGAGGAAGAGGAAGAGGAAGAGGCUGCUGCGGUUCUCUUCAAUAGACAAGAUGAGUAUGAAGCCAGCAGCAUAUAAGAGGAGGAUGAAGGUGAGGAGGAGGUUCAAUGGCGAGUUAAAGGACAUGAUUAAGCUUAGCAGUAACGAUGAGGCUUUUCGUCUUUCAUGGAAGACGCUUAGUGAAAUUAUAGAUUUUAUUCGCUCACGGAAGACUCCUACUCCUAACACAUAUCGGCAGUGGGAUGAGUACGCCAGAUCAUUCUAUCGUAAAAUGUGUACCUGCUUUGGUGUUGAUUAUCAGCAUUUAGAGGCCACUCCUCCUCAACUGGAGACCCACCCCGUGCCAAAAGGGAAGUCAUAUAUGUCUCGUUUAGCAGAGAGUGGUGUGGGGUUUGUUUUGAGGACCCUCUCCUGGGCAGAAGGGAAGAAGCAUUUUGAACCGAAAACGCACAUCGAGGAGGAGCCGGGCCCCGUGCAAAUCAUCCAACCAGCAACAGAAGAGAUGUCAUUUGACGAGUUUAUGGACACGGUAUUGGAUAGACUUGAGAUUAUUUACGCGACGUUGAUCCUUGACGGGGCAUUCGACUUCGGUCUUUAUUCUCCUGGGACUGGACCCGACCGUAUUCCGUAUCAUUUGCAUUUGUUGCUUAAGGAAGCAGUUUAUAUCAUGAGCAACACGAAUGAUAAGAAAGAUUUGAAAAUGGUUGAAGAAAAAAUUUGCUUCUUUAUGACCUACUUUCACUCUCAUGUGCCAUCUUCGUUUAGAUACAAUCGGCGCCUGGCCAGUUACAACGUUGACUCCUAUCACAGCACGCGUGAGCCUAGAUACAUGCUGGACGGUUACACCCUUUACCCCCAUAUAUCCUUCCUCAUGUGGGGGUGGGAUCCGAGGGCCCGUCUCUCGCCACAAGAGAUGGUUGAAAUUAUGAAUAUUAUCCACUCACGGAAGACACCGUCAUUUUGGGGGAUGAGCUCUGAGGAGAUAUCAUUCUACUGUAAACUAUGUUCCUGCUUUCGGAUUGAAUACCAUUAUUUAGAGGGCGCUCGUGAGGAUGCUGUGUGUUUGAUGAAUGUGAGACGAAACUAAAGGCUGGCUUCUAUAUGUGAAAACGUACGCCUAGCUUCUAUAUAUAUGUAUGUAUGUACGUACCUAUAUAUAUUUGGUGAUACAUGUUUCAUCUUAAUUUGGUGACCAAAUGGCAACCAUACUAUGAGUGCGUGGGUUUUUACACACCACGGCUCAUAUGUUAAAA
This is a messenger RNA of Helianthus annuus (common sunflower), 1467 nucleotides long. RefSeq lists its product as uncharacterized. The coding region runs from base 69 to 1301 and encodes 410 amino acids. The transcript is spliced from 9 exons. The record is from RefSeq and is a predicted model, not a curated record. Lineage: Eukaryota; Viridiplantae; Streptophyta; Magnoliopsida; Asterales; Asteraceae.